Ornithorhynchus anatinus (platypus) is the source of this 1711-nucleotide messenger RNA. It is a transcript of the gene FFAR2, whose product is annotated as free fatty acid receptor 2. The transcript is spliced from 2 exons. Gene Ontology annotation, biological process: cellular response to fatty acid; G protein-coupled receptor signaling pathway. NCBI's taxonomy places the organism in Eukaryota, Metazoa, Chordata, Mammalia, Monotremata, Ornithorhynchidae. The record is from RefSeq and is a predicted model, not a curated record. Gene Ontology annotation, cellular component: plasma membrane. Bases 460 to 1695 code for a protein of 411 amino acids. Gene Ontology annotation, molecular function: G protein-coupled receptor activity.
ACGGCCCCGUGGGUUCCCGCAGGCCGGCCGGGGAAGUGGUCAGCGGCCCAGCGCGGACACUCGCAGGUAGCCCUGAGCCGGGACUGGGGGGGCCGGGGCCAGAGUUGGGGCCCCCGAGCCCGGUUGGGGAUCAGCCCCUCUCGGAGCACGUGACCGGCGGCCCCGGUAUAAAGCCGCAGGCGGCCCAGCCGCCUCUGCCAGCCGCAAACCCAUAACUCAGCCCCCGGCCCGGCCCCCCUGACCUGCCCCGGCCCCUGCAAGAACAAGCCCCGGACGGGGGGCUGAAACCAGUCCGCGGGCGUCCAGGCGGGCCGUCUCGGGGGCCUGAAGGGCCAGACGAGGCCGGCCAGGAGGGAGCUGGGCCACCGGCAGGCGCGCGUUCCCCUGUUCGCUCUUCGACCUAACGGAUUUAGGGGCUGCAAACUCGGGCCGCACCCGGCGGGACGCAGGCAACCAGGGAUGAGCCUCUCGGUCUCCAACGCCCUGGUCCUGUCCAUCUACGUGCUGACCUUCGUGGUCGGCCUGCCGGCCAACCUGCUGGCCCUGAAGGCGUUCGUGGGCCGCGUCCGGCAGCCGCGCCCGGCGCCCGUGCACAUCCUGCUGCUCAGCCUGACGCUGGCCGACCUGCUGCUGCUGCUGCUGCUGCCCUUCAAGAUGGUGGAGGAGGCGUCCGGUCAGCUCUGGAUCCUGCCCGAGUACAUGUGCGCCAUCACCGGCUUCGGCUUCUACAGCAGCAUCUACAUGAGCACCUGGCUGCUGGCCGGGAUCAGCGUGGAGCGCUAUCUGGGGGUGGCCUACCCCGUCCGCUACAAGAUGGCCCGCCGCCCGGCCCACGGCGUGGCCGCCGCCUUCGUCGCCUGGCUUCUGUCCUUCGGCCACUGCACCCUCGUGGUCAUCGUCCAGUACCUGCCCGAGGACGGCUGCAAGUUCGAGAAGGAGGUCUGCCCCACAGUCCUCCAAAAUGGUCUGGCCGCCACGUCCUGCUCCGCAAGCUCGAACAAGCCCACCUUCUGCUCUGACGUGAACACCUUCACCAGCAACCUGACCAUCGCCGCCAAUUGUUCCUUCAACGCCAGCGUGACCGUGGCCGCCCGGCUGAAGGCCUUAGCCCAGGAGCUCAGAGACACCUGCUCGGAGUCCAUCGUGGUCGAGGUCGCCUCCAAACUGGACGACUGCGCUCAGUUGACCGGCACUUGCCCCCAGAGCAUCUUCUGCUACGAGAACUUCACGGAGCAGCAGCUGAAGGUGGUGCUGCGCGUGCGGCUGGAGCUGUUCCUCGUCCUGUUCUGCCUGCCGCUGGUCGUCACCGUCUUCUGCUACUGGCGCUUCGUGCAGCUGAUGCUGGCGCAGACGCAGGUCGGGGCUCCGCGCCGCUGGCGCGCCGUGGGCCUGGCCGUCGUCACCCUCUUCAAUUUCCUCGUCUGCUUCGGCCCGUACAACGUGUCGCACGUGGUGGGCUUCCACACCGGCCGCAGCCCGACCUGGCGGGUCUACGCGCUGCUGCUCAGCACCCUCAACGCCAGCUUCGACCCGCUGCUCUUCUACUUCUCCUCGGCGGUCGUGCGCCGGGCCUUUGGGGACGGACUGCGCGCUCUGCGCCGCCGGGGGGCCUCCCUGCUGGGCCGGGCCAUGCCCCAGCCGCCGCAGCCGCCCGCGGUGUCGCUGGGCCCGUCCGAGGACACCUCGACCACCUGAGCCCGUCGGGGGAGGA